This is a messenger RNA of Loxodonta africana (African savanna elephant), 3870 nucleotides long. RefSeq names its product zinc finger protein 345-like. The record is from RefSeq and is a predicted model, not a curated record. The transcript has 2 exons. Gene Ontology annotation, molecular function: DNA-binding transcription factor activity, RNA polymerase II-specific; RNA polymerase II cis-regulatory region sequence-specific DNA binding. Lineage: Eukaryota; Metazoa; Chordata; Mammalia; Proboscidea; Elephantidae. Bases 669 to 2786 code for a protein of 705 amino acids. Gene Ontology annotation, biological process: regulation of DNA-templated transcription.
UUUCCGUUUGUUCCCUCAUGACAUGCCUUUUUCAGUUACCACCAUGUCAGCUACACCCAUUUGUUCUCCCAGAGUAGCAAGAGGAAGACCUGAGGAGAGUGCAGAAAUCUCUCUUCCAGGACCAGUGUGUCAGGGGCACCAGGAGGCAUGUAUUCUGUGAAGGACCAGGCCUCCAGGGAGGGAAUGAGAUUUGAAUAAAUCAGUUAGAAAAAGUCUCUUUUGGGUUGAGCAAUAUGUGCUUCACAGAUGCCUGAUCUUGUUUUUCUGGUUUUCAUCAAUCCUAACACACUGAUGUUCAUGGAGAAAGACCAUCCCCUUUUCCUCUUUAAAGGUUCUGUGUACAUUGUAUCCAAUACAUUUGUUCUUUGCUCUCUUAAUUACUCCCUAUUUAUAUCACCAAUACUCUCCUAGUCAAUUUCCUAUUAAAUUGCUUUGUGACAAUUCGCCAAAGCACUGAAACAGCAAAAUGCGUCAAAGCGUUUCUUUUUUCACAACUCUCUUUCUCUCUUGUCCCUGUGAGUAAUUCCUUUCUUUUUUCUUUUCUUUUUUUUCAUAUUGUGAACCUUAACAUAAAUCAUGGGUCAGUUUCUCAAAACCUUAAUCAUGGAGAAAAGCUAUCCACUGAAAGUAUAAUAGUAGAAUUCAUAGAAAAUGACACCUGGUCCACGAUGGUAGGAGAGAUGUUUGAAUUGCAUGACGUUGAAGAUCAGCGUAUUAACCAGAAAACACAUGUGAGAAGGUGUAUAGAAGAUAACCUCUGUGAAAUUAACAAAGAUGAUCAAUGUGGACAGACCUUCAGCGGAAUUCCAAAUCAUUCUAUGCUCAAAAGAAUUCUUAUGGAAGCAUAUCUUUCUGAACGCCUUGAAUGUGGAAAAUCUUUGAUGGAUCAUUCAUUGCUUAAGCAUCAUGUGAGAUCUCACACUGGAUGCAGUGCCUCUUGGUGUAAUGAAUGUGGAGAAGCCUGCAGUUGUCCCUCUUACCUCAGCACUCCUAUGAGAACUGUUACUGGAGACAAGCCCUUUGAGGGAAAGGAAUGUGGCAGAGCCUUUUAUCAUUCCUCAAAGCUCACUAAACAUAUAAUAACUCACAUUGGAGUGAGGCCUUAUGAAUGUAAGAAAUGUGGGAAGACCUUUAGUCAGUCCUCAGAACUUACUGAACAUCUAAAAACUCACAGUGGAGAGAGGCCUUAUGAAUAUAAGGAAUGUGGGAAAGCUUUUUGUGUGUCUAGAAGCCCUACUAGAUAUAUGAUAACUGACAGUGGAGAGAGGCCUUAUGAAUGUAAGGAAUGUGGGAAAGCCUGUGGUCCAUCCUCAAACCCCAACGUACAUAUAAGAACUCAUAGUGGAGAGAGGCCUUAUGAAUGUAAGGAAUGUGGGAAAGCCUUUAGUCAGUUCCGAAACCUCAUUGAACAUAUAAAAGCUCACAGUGGUGAGAGGCCUCAUGAGUGUAAGGAAUGUGGGAAAGCCGUUAGUCGGCCCUCACACCUCGCCAAACAUACAAGAACUCAUAGUGGAGAAAGGUCUUAUGAAUGUAAGGAAUGUGGGAACGUUUUCAGUUGGUCCAGAAACCUCACUAAACAUAUGAAAACUCACAGUGGAGAGAGGCCUUAUGAAUGUAAGGAGUGUGGGAAAGCCUUUAGUUGGUCCUCAAACCUAACUGAACAUGCAAGAAUUCACAGUGGGCAGAGGCCUUAUGAAUGUAAGGAAUGUGGGAAAGCCUUUAGUCACUCCUCAAACCUCACCAAACAUGUAAGAACUCACAGUGGAGAGAGGCCUUAUGAAUGUAAGGAAUGUGGGAAAGCCUUUUGUCAGUCCUCGGACCUCAUUGCACAUAUAACAGUUCACAGUGGAGAGAGGCCUUAUAAAUGUAAGGAAUGUGGGAAAGCUUUUAGACUGUCUGGAAACCUUGCUAGACAUAUGAUAACUCACAGAGGAGGGAGGCCUUAUGAAUGUAAAGAAUGUGGGAAAGCCUUUGGUCAGUCCUCAAACCUCACCGUACAUACAAGAACUCAUAGUGGUGAGAGGCCAUAUGAAUGUAAGGAAUGUGGGAAGACCUUUAGUUGGUCCUCACACCUCACUGAACAUGCAAGAACUCACAGUGGACAGAGGCCUUAUGAAUGUAAGGAAUGUGGGAAAGCCUUUAGUCACUCCUCAAACCUCACCAAACAUAUAAGAAUUCACAGUGGAGAGAGGCCUUAUGAAUGCAAGGAAUGUGGGAAAGCCUUUAGUCAGUCCUCAGACCUCAUUGCACAUAUAACACUUCACAGUGGAGAGAGGCCUUAUAAAUGUAAGGAAUGUGGGAAAGCUUUUAGACUCUCUGGGAACCUUACUAGACAUAUGAUAAUUCACAGUGGAGGGAGGCCUUAUGAAUGUAAGGAAUGUGGGAAAGCCUUUGGUCAGUCCUCAAACCUCACUGUACAUACAAGAACUCAUAGUGGCGAGAGGCCUUAUGAAUGUAAGGAAUGUGGGAAGGCCUUUUGUCAGUCCUCAGACCUCAUUGCACAUAUGAGAAUUCACAGUGGAGAGAGGCCUUAUGAAUGUAAGGAAUGUGGAAAAGCCUUUAGUCACUCCUCAAACCUCACUAAACAUAAAAGAACUCACAGUGGAGAGAGGCCUUUUGAAUGUAAGGAAUGUGGGAAAGCCUUUAGUCGGUCCUCACACCUCACUGAACAUAUAAAAACUCACAGUGGAGAGAGGCCUUAUGAAUGUAUGGAAUGUGGGAAAACUUUUAGUCUGUCUGGAAGCCUCACUAGACAUAUGAUAACUCACGGUGGAGGGAAGCCUUAGGAAGGUAAGGAAUGUAGCAAAACCUUUAGUCGCUCCUCAGAGCUCAUUGCACAUAUGAGAAUUCACAGUGGAGAGAUUCCUUAUGAAUGUAAGGAGUGUGGGAAAGCUUUUAGUCUGUCCAGAAACCUCACUAAAUAUAUGAAAAUCACAGUGGAGGGAGCCAUAUGAAUGUAAGGAAUGUGAGAAAGCCUUUAGUCAGUUAUCAAAGUUCAGUAAACAUGACAAUUCACAGUUUAGAGAGGCUUUAUAAAUGUAAGGAAUCUUUCCAAAUAUGUAAGUUAUUAUGAUGAAAUAACCAAGGGUUAACUGCAGACUUUGAAUUCACCUUCCAAUCUAAGCAUGCACCACCUAAAAAUAAGGCCAAUUUCCUACCAAAAAAACCCAAGAUCUUCCUUGUCCCACACAACAAAUGAAAAAUUUUCCAGUUCUUAAAGUAUCUAUUGUAGUUGUUGGGCUUUUUGAAACUAGGAUCCAAACAAGAUUUCCACAUUGCCUUUUUAUUUUUAGAUCUGCUUAGUCUAUCUUACACAGAACAUUUUCUGCUUGUCUUUUAAAAUGUUAAAAUGUUCAGUAUUCUGAUUCAGUCAAACCUUGACAGCCAGAACCUGUGAAAAUUAGAAUCCUGUCAGAGAAAGAAAAUUCGCUUGGUGUUUAUGAGGUAGGAUUCUUAACAAAGAGUGAGAGAAAAGGGGUAAGCACCCUACCACAGGUGGAAGAUAUUCAAGACCUGGAAAAACAAGGCAGUCUCAUCAAGUUUGAGCACUCACAGGUUCCAUUGUUUGAUCAUGAAUUUGUUUAAUUAGUUUGCAUUCUGUAUUUUUUGUAAGAUAGACAUUGGGUCUAGGACAGUUCUGCCUAAUAGAAGUGUAAUCUGUGUCAAAGUUGUAAUUGGAAAUGUAAAUGAAAUUUAACCCAAUAUACCCCUGUAUUGUCCAUGUAAAAAUUAUAAAUGAAAUUAAAAACUAAACUAGUCAAUAUGAACUUAUUUAUGGAACAUUUUAUAUUUUCUGCUUUUGACUCAGUCUUCCAGAAUCCAGAGGCAGCACAUUUCAUAAAUUUUACUGUUGAAAAAGUAGAUUUACAA